Molecule: messenger RNA, 3336 nt
Organism: Manihot esculenta (cassava)
Lineage: Eukaryota; Viridiplantae; Streptophyta; Magnoliopsida; Malpighiales; Euphorbiaceae
Product: protein FAM135A
Exons: 17
Coding region: 608-2917 (769 amino acids)
Source: RefSeq, a predicted model, not a curated record
UAACCGUUUUGAUUCACAUUUUGGCGCAAAAUAUUGGAAGGCCGGAAGGAAACAAAGAUAUAAACAGAUCAAUACGACCUCCAGAUCUCUCUCUCUUUCUCUAAAUACAAGGAAAGGAAAGAAAAGAAAAUGCAAACCCUAGCAGAGUCCUGAAAUCCUUUCUUCUCAGAAAACAUGCAAACAAGCAGGAAAUGUCAUUUGGGCUUUUGUAUUUUUGUUGACUUCAAAUAUUUAGAGAUGGUUUAGAAUAGCUGUUAAGCAUCAUGGUUGCUAAAGAGGAAGAAUCUCGGGAGUUGAAUGGUGGAGAAAGGAGCUUUUCCAAAUAGCUAUAACGAUUGAGAGUUUUUAUUGUUUUCAUGUGUCUUUCAAUGGAAUGAGCUUCAUGGAAGUGAUUAGAUUGAGAGCCAUGGGCUUUAAGAAUGAUAUUCAAAUAUUUGAAGCUGGCUUUGGCUUGAAUAUUUUACUUGAAAAAGCAGGAAUGCAGAUGUUGGUGAUGUUUGAUGUGUUUUAAAGCAUUUGAAUGGUUAAUUAGUAUAAAUCAUAAAGGUGGGAAAGAGAAUAAGUUCCCCAAUGCGAAGUCUCAUUUUCCUUUAGUAAGCAGAUUGCCAUGUGGGACACUGUGCAACAAAUAGCCAUUUACAUUCAUAGGUUUCACAACCUUGACCUUUUUCAGCAAGGAUUCUAUCAAAUCAAGGUCAGCAUGAGAUGGGAAAACAAUAAUUAUACCUCUUUGGCAAUUCCUUCUAGGGUUGUUCAAUAUGAAGCAAAUGGUUUGGGUUCUGGCAAUAUUGAUGGGGCAUGGAGAAUCAACAAUACAGAAAACAGUUUCUUUACACCACCUUUUCGGGUCAAAUAUAUGAGGCAAGAUAUUUGUUUAUCUCUCAUGGUCUCAUUCAAUCUAUCUCUGAGUAAAUAUGAGGUUCCAUCCACAUCAGCUGUUAUUUUGAAAUUUGAGCUAAUGCAAGCUCCCGUAAUAGCGGAUAGGCUUGAGUUGCUAGCAUAUCUAGAUGCUUCCUCCGUUGCAGUACAUGAAUUUCGAAUUCCUCCUAAAGCUCUUUUGGGAUUGCAUGCAUACUGCCCCAUCCAUUUUGAUAUAUUUCAUGCAGUGCUUGUUGAAGCAAGUGUCCACGUCAUUCUAUUGAAAGAUGCUCCUCACAUGCAGAUAUCCAGCAGUGCUCCCUGCCACAUUGAAGACGUUGCUGGUGAAAGUGUUGAUAGGUCCAAUCAAGCCUUGGGUCCAGCAAUUCUUGUUGGCAUGGACCGAAUCAUGCUUGUUAAGUCAUUGUUGGUUGCGCGUGACACUUUACUUGAAGAGCUACAAAGUCUUAGCAAAGCGGUUGACAAAGUAAUUGACUUAACUGAUUUCAUGUCCAAAAUGAACAAUAUGAAUAUGUUAAAUUCUAUCCUGAGGGCAGACCUGGAUAAUGCAUAUGGUGAAGUUAGGGAGCAAGGUGAUCUACAAGAUGGUCUCAAGAUAGAAAAUGGAAAUCCAGAUCUCCAGAGUGAUAGCUUGCCCUACUUUUUACCAAAGGAUGCAGUGGUGAACAUUUUUCAAUUGCUGGGUGCUCAAUUAUCAUACUUGUGGAGGACUUUUCUGCAGUUCCACAGGGUAAACAACACAAAGAUACUGGAAUUUUUGAGUGAUGCAUGGGCUAAGGAUCGCAGGAAUGAGUGGUCAAUAUGGAUGGUAUACUCUAAGGUUGAGAUGCCUCAUCAUUACAUUAAUGGAAAUCCCGAUUCUUCUCACCAUAUUGUUGAUAAAAGGGUUUCAAGUUUCUGGAAGUUAGCUGAUGAACCUGUCCAGACUGCUGCUACACGUGCUGAGCUUCAUCGUCGAAAUAUUGCCCAAAUGAGGAUUAAUACUCGAUCAAUUCAAGACAUGUAUAUAUUUGGAGAUCCUCUGCGAAUUCCUAUUAUAUUUGUGGAGCGUGUCAUAAAUGCAUCGCGGCGUACUUUUAGUGAAAAUUCUUACUUUAAAAUUUUGGACCUGAUAGAUUCAUCUGUCUUUGUUGCUGGACCUCAUACAAAGGCUUUAAAGAACCAUCCCGGUGGUAGUGCACAAAAAAGAGCUCAUGAGUUGAAGAUUGUUGUCUUUGUGCAUGGGUUUCAGGGACACCAUCAGGAUUUACGACUUAUACGAAAUCAAUGGCUUUUGAUAGAGCCCAAGACGGAAGUUCUCAUGUCAGAUGUAAAUGAAGACAAAACGUCAGGAGACUUUAGAGAUAUGGGGCUAAGGCUGGCUGAGGAGGUAGUCUCUUUUGUAAAUAGGAAAUUGAACAAAUUUUCAACGUCUCCUAGUCCAAGGGAUGUCAAACUUAGCUUUGUUGGUCAUUCUAUUGGCAAUGUCAUUAUAAGAUCAGCAUUAGCAGAGAGCAUUAUGGAACCAUUCCGAAGACACCUCUACACAUAUGUUUCUAUAUCUGGUCCACAGUUGGGGUAUCUUUACAGUUCAAAUUCUUUAUUCAACUCCGGAAUGUGGUUUAUGAAGAAGUUCAAGGGAACGCACUGCAUUCGUCAGCUCACCUUUACAGAUGAUUCAAAUCUCCAAAAUACUUUCUUCUACAAACUUUGUGAGCAGAGAACGCUGGAGAAUUUCAGACAUAUAAUACUGAUUUCUUCACCCCAGGAUGGUUAUGUGCCAUAUCAUUCUGCCAGAAUUGAAUUAUGUCGGGCUGCUGCUUUGGAUUACUUAGGAAAGGGCAGAAUAUUCCUGCAGAUGCUGAAUAAUUGUUUGGAUCAGAUACGAGCCCCAACAUCACAGCAACGCGUGUACAUACGAUGUGAUGUCAACUUUGAUACCUCCUCAUAUGGCAAGAAUUUCAACACAUUGAUUGGAAGAACAGCUCACAUUGAGUUCUUGGAGUCUGACAUUUUUGCAAGGUUCAUCAUGUGGUCUUUCCAAGAACUAUUUCGUUAAUAAGCAUGUUAAACUGUGAUCUCCACCGACUCGGCUUGGGCUAGCUUGUUUUGACAGGGUGUCUCCCCCUUAAUUUCUUGGCUUGGGGGUCCAGAAAUAAUGGGAUCUCGAUGUCUGACAAAUGGCUGCUACAUUCAUUUUUGUCUGAUGGUCAUAUGCAUGGAUUGAAGCUAAUUAGUGACAUAUAAUGUGGAUUCUAUUUCUGCUACAAGCCAACCUACCUUGAACAUUUUGUAUACUUUUCAAGCGCUUGUGGGGGUUUAGAUUUCAAGCCAUAAGACAUUUCCUAGACAACAAGAACUGGUGGUUUCAGCGGUAGGCUUGUAAUUAUUUUUUCAGAAUGGGUAGAUUAUUCUUCAUAUUGUGCUGAAAUGCUAAAGAAAUAGAUAAAAUGAUUGAUAAAGUUUUCUUUUUAGGUA